AUGGCUACUCCCCCUGCCCUCCACGACUUCCCGAGGAUGAUUCAGGACUUCAAUGUGGGCCUAGUCACUUUCUGGGCAACCGACACUAUUCUGGUCUCGUUCACCCACUCUCAGGUUGCUGCUUUCUGGUCCUUCCAGACCCUGCUCCACUCUUUCGAUCUCCCUGACAUCGUCACCAAUCCCAGCGGCUACAGCACCUUUGCCUUGUAUUAUAAUCAAAAUCUCGGCAAGUCCCGCAUGCCUGUGUUCGACCCUGAGACGGGUGAUAUCAAGGUUCUUGGACCCGAUCUACCUCUAUCUUAUCUUAUCGGGGACAAACCCCGUGGCACCAUCGACCCCACCCUUAUCCUCACUCCUGCUCAGUGCAACGGCAACUUCGAGCAUGGACUCAACAUGAUUGACCAGCAAAAUAAGACUCGUCGCAUCAUCAAUCAAAAGCACUCUGAGUGCGAGGAAAACCACAAGCUUUGA
This is a messenger RNA of Gloeophyllum trabeum ATCC 11539, 471 nucleotides long. RefSeq lists its product as uncharacterized. The coding region runs from base 1 to 471 and encodes 156 amino acids. The transcript has a single exon. The record is from RefSeq and is a predicted model, not a curated record. Lineage: Eukaryota; Fungi; Basidiomycota; Agaricomycetes; Gloeophyllales; Gloeophyllaceae.